CAACUAUAAAGGCCUUUGGCCGCGGCGCUUCUUCCUACACCUCGCGCCCCACUUCCCGGAGCCCGUCCAGUGCGGAGCCGUCUUCACCAUGGAGCAGCUGAGCACAGCAAACACCCAGUUCGCGGUGGACAUGUUUCACGCUAUGAAUGAGGACAGUCCUACUGGGAAUAUAUUCUUCUCUCCCUUAAGCAUUUCAUCAGCAUUGGCCAUGAUCUUUCUGGGGACUCAAGGUGCUACUGCAGUACAGGUGUCCAAGGCUCUUCAUUUUGAUACAGUUGAGGAGAUUCAUUCAAAAUUUCAGAGUCUGAAUGCCGAUAUCAACAAACGCGGAGCCUCCUAUAUUCUGAAACUUGCUAAUAGGUUGUAUGGAGACAAGAACUAUAAUUUCCUCCCUGAAUUCUUAGCUUCGACUCAGAAAAUGUAUGGUGCUGAAUUGGCCAGUGUAGAUUUUCAGCAAGCCUCUGAAGAAGCAAGGAAGGUGAUUAAUGAGUGGGUCAAAGGGCAGACAGAAGGGAAAAUCCUGGAACUAUUGGCUCCAGGUGUGGUUGACAGCAUGACUAAGCUUGUGCUAGUGAAUGCCAUCUAUUUCAAAGGGAACUGGGAGGAGGAGUUCAUUAAGGAAGCCACUGACAAUAAGCCCUUCCGCUUGAAUAAGAAAGAGACAAAAAUGGUGAAAAUGAUGUAUCAAAAGAAGAGAUUUCCAUAUGGCUACAUUGAGGACCUUAAGUGCCGCGUGCUAGAACUGCCUUACCGAGGCAAGGAACUCAGCAUGAUUAUCCUGCUGCCAGAUGACAUUGAGGAUGAGUCCACAGGUCUCAAGAAGAUUGAGGAACAAUUGACUUCGGAAAAACUGCGUGGGUGGACCAAAGCUGAGAAUCUGGAUCGCAUUGAAGUCAAAGUCUACUUGCCCAGGUUCAAGCUGGAAGAGAGCUACGACCUUAACUCCCACCUAUACCGCCUGGGUGUAAAGGAUCUUUUUAGUAGCAGCAAGGCUGAUCUGUCCGGCAUGUCAGGAGCUAGAGAUCUUUUCAUAUCAAAAAUUGUCCAUAAGUCCUUUGUGGAAGUCAAUGAGGAGGGCACAGAGGCGGCGGCUGCCACAGCAGGCGUUGCCACCUUUGCCAUGCUGAUGCCCGAGGAGGAAUUUGUUGCCGACCAUCCAUUCAUUUUCUUUAUUAAGCAUAAUCCCUCUGCUAACAUCCUGUUCUUGGGCAGAUUGUCUUCCCCUUAGAAACUGGAAAUACGGGGCGCCUGGGUGGCGCAGUCGGUUAAGCGUCCGACUUCAGCCAGGUCACGAUCUCGCGGUCCGUGAGUUCGAGCCCCGCGUCAGGCUCUGGGCUGAUGGCUCGGAGCCUG
Molecule: messenger RNA, 1353 nt
Organism: Panthera uncia (snow leopard)
Lineage: Eukaryota; Metazoa; Chordata; Mammalia; Carnivora; Felidae
Gene: SERPINB1
Product: serpin family B member 1
Exons: 7
Coding region: 89-1228 (379 amino acids)
Biological process (GO): negative regulation of endopeptidase activity
Molecular function (GO): serine-type endopeptidase inhibitor activity
Source: RefSeq, a predicted model, not a curated record